AUGGAAUAUUCAUGUGUUCAAUUAAAUGAUUUACCUGACGAAAUUCUUAUAACUAUUUUUAAAAAAUUGGCUAAUAUAGAGGUACUUUAUUCUUUAGUAAGUGUCAAUAAACGGUUAAACAAAAUCGCACAUGAUUUUGUUUUUACAAAUAAUUUGGCCCUUCUGUGGUCAACAUCGGAUGGUUUUGUUUAUUCAUUACAUGAUCCAAUACUUGAUCGAUUUUGUUUACAUAUUUUACCUAAAAUUCAUCAAAAAAUCAAAUGGCUUGAGCUUGAAUCACAAUCAAUGGAACGCAUUCUUCUUGCUACAAAUUAUCCUAAUUUAUAUGGAAUUAGUUUAUAUAAUAUGCAAGCAGAAACAGCUAUAGGUCUAUUUACUGAGGAAACUUCCGUACUUCGUACCUUGAAAAAUCAAAUUUUAUCACUGACUAUCGAUAUUAGUACAACGGGAACACAACAUCGUCCAGCAGAUGUUCAUAGAAUUAUAUUUACACAUAUCUUUACCAUGUUUACUAAUUUACAAUAUUUAAAUUUUGGUUUAUAUUCAAUUCGUGAUCAACGAUUAUCAAUUCGUACACCACUCCUAACUGUUAUCUCUGCAAAUUUGUUAGAAUUACACGUCUCUUUAGAUAAUUUUCAGGAUUGUCUUUACUUACUUGAUGGUCGUUUCAAUAAACUUCAUACACUUUGUGCUGAUAUUUUUUUCAUUCGCUCUUCGCGUCAAUGCCAUAUUUAUUCAUAUCCAUAUAAACUGAAACAUUAUGAUGAUAUAACAAAUAAUUUUCCAGGUGGAAUAUUCAAAUGUGUUCGUAAAGUAUCAUUAUUUGAUGAACGUCCUUUUGAACAUGAAUUUUUCCUUCAAAUUGCUCAAUCAUUUCCAUUCAUGGAAAAAUUAUAUGUAACUAAUCAAAAACAACAAAUUAAUAAACGAUUUAGAAAAUCUAAGAAUGAAAAUCAAAAUUUAUCAAUCAUUAAAUAUCCUCAUCUUAAAUAUCUUCAUCUUGUUAAUGCUUGCAAAGAUUAUCAUGAACAAUUCUUACUCGAUACCAAAACGUGUUUACCACUUGAUGUUGGUGUUUAUAUGAAUUAUAAACUAGUGAAAAAAUUGACACGGAAUUUUAGACGAAAUACAACACGAAGUAACUGUGCGAAACUGAAUUACGUAUAUUUACAUCGAAAAGUAGAAUUUCCUGGAUAUUCAAACAGCUUUUUUUCUACAAAAACUCAACUUCCUGAACAUGUAAAAGACUAUUUUCCUCAUGCGGAAAUAAACUGA
Molecule: messenger RNA, 1275 nt
Organism: Rotaria sp. Silwood2
Lineage: Eukaryota; Metazoa; Rotifera; Eurotatoria; Philodinida; Philodinidae
Source: the annotation of a GenBank genome assembly